AUGGACACCCGGGUGCCGCCCGUUCCCAUGGAUCCGGCGACGGCCGAGAGGCUCCGGCGCGACGGCCAUGACCCGGAUGAGAUGGAGGCCGUCUUCGCCCGCGUGCUCUCCCGGAUCCACUACGCCCUCCCGGACCCGCCCGUCUCCGUCGACGCUCGCCUCUUCGGUCUCCUCCCCCACGACUCCGUCGAAUGCGUCAGCCGCCUCCCCGACCUGCUCCUCCGCAACAUCGUCUCCCGCCUCCCCGUGAAGGACGGCGCGCGCACCGCCGCGCUCUCCCGGCGUUGGCGCGGGGUCUGGCGCUCCGCCCCGCUCGUCCUCGUCGACUCCCACAUCCUCCCCGCUGGCACCGCGGCCGCGCGCGCUGACGCUCGUCGCGUCACCUCCGCCGUCUCCCGCAUCCUAGACGCGCACCCGGGGCCCUUCCGCUGCGUCCACCUCACCAGCAGCCACAUGGAAGACUUCCCUGGCCUGCUCGCGCGCUGGCUCCAGAUCCUCGCCGUCAAGGGCAUCCAGGAUCUCGUCCUCGUCAACCGCCCGUGGGCGCUCGACUUCAUUAUCCCCUCCACGUUCUUGGGCAUGACCACCCUCACCCGCCUCUACCUCGGCCUCUGGAAGUUCCCCGACACGGCAGGCGUCAGGCGCUCUACCUGUUUCCCUAACCUCCUUGAGCUCGGGCUCUGCUGCGUCUUCAUGGAGAGCAAGGAUUUGGACUUCAUCCUCGACAGGAGCCCCGUGCUGGAGACGCUCUGUGUCCACGGGAAUCUUUUCAAGCUUAGCCUCUGCCUUGUCAGCCAAAGCCUCCGUUGCGUGAAGAUCACCGGGUCCUUCUUUGAAGAAAUCGCUCUGGUGGACGCCCCAUGCCUUGAGCGACUCAUUCUAACAGGUUGUUGGACCCGCGGCGGGGUUUGCACCAAGGUGAAGAUCGGUCAUGCCCCCAAGCUGCACUCGUUGGGGUACAUGGAUCCAGGAAGUCAUGUCCUAGAGUUCGGCAACACCGUCAUCAAGGCUGGGACGAAGGUGAGCCGAAGCACCAAGGUACCAAGUGUGAGGAUCCUUGCUUUGGAAGUGCGUUGUGGAGGCCGCAAUGAUGUCAAGAUGAUUCCGACUGUCCUCAGAUGCUUUCCCAACGUUGAGACGCUCCACAUCAAGUCUGAAGAAAGUGGUCAACCCUCUGGCAAGAACCUGAAGUUCUGGAAUGAGUCCGGCACCAUAGAAUGCAUCCGCUCGUGCAUCAAGCGGCUGGUUUUCCAUGAUUUCCGAGGGGAUCGAAGUGAGAUUGCUUUCCUCAAAUUCUUCUUUGAGGGCGCAUUGGUGCUGAAGGAGGUGGUGUUAGUGUUGGCCAAUGGAAGUUUCACCACAAUGGGGGAUAUUCGUUCCAAAGUGAAGCCUCUGAUGUCCAUGAAACGGGCCAGGGACUCCUCAAUCAUGGUUAAUACUAAUGGAGGUAGCAUUGGGAACUUCAAGAGAGCAUCCGACUUUUCUCUUCGCGACCCUUUCGGGGAGUACUGA
This is a messenger RNA of Triticum turgidum subsp. durum (durum wheat), 1512 nucleotides long. Lineage: Eukaryota; Viridiplantae; Streptophyta; Magnoliopsida; Poales; Poaceae. The record is from the annotation of a GenBank genome assembly.